Puma concolor (puma) is the source of this 1096-nucleotide messenger RNA. RefSeq names its product enkurin domain containing 1 (gene ENKD1). NCBI's taxonomy places the organism in Eukaryota, Metazoa, Chordata, Mammalia, Carnivora, Felidae. Gene Ontology annotation, cellular component: cytoplasmic microtubule. The record is from RefSeq and is a predicted model, not a curated record.
AGCCCGUCGGGUCGCAGCAGUCGGCGGCAAAACUGCUCCGGGUGACGAAGGCGGCAUGUGCGAGGGCCCGUCCCGUAUCUCGGGGCCAAUCCCCCCAGACCCUACGCUCUUCCCUGACUACUACCGGCGGCCGGCCUCGGCCCAAGGACGCCUUGAGGGAAACGCGCUGAAGCUAGACCUGGUCACUUCGGACCUCGACUUGGACGCCACCCCUCCGCGCGGUCCCCGCAUAGGUCCUGGAGCCAGACAGAUCCUGGACCGUGGCAGGCAUGGCGUCGGAGGAGUGCUGCUGCAAUUUGGGGGCAUCUCCCUAAGCCCAGAGGCCUCUUCCAAGAGGAAGGACCCUAAAGACUAUGAGAAGGAGAACCUGAAGCGGAUCAGAGAGAUCCAGAAGCGCUUCCGUGAGCAGGAGCGCAGCCGGGAGCAGGGCCAGCCCAGGCCCCUGAAGGCUCUGUGGCGUUCACCCAAAUAUGACAAGGUGGAGUCCCGGGUCAAGGCCCAGCUGCAGGAGCCCAGCCCAGCCUCUGGAACAGAGCCCACCCACUUCCUUCGGGCACACUCCCGCUGUGGCCCUGGGAUCCCACCACCCCGUGCCCCCAGUCCUCAGCUAAACCCACCAGGCCCCAAUGCUAAGGGGCCAGGCCUGGAUGUGGACUUCAUUAGCCACAAUGCCCGCACUGCCAAGAGGGCCCCCCGGCGGCAUUCCCUCUCCCUGCAGGUCCUGGCACAAGUGCUGGAGCAGCAACGGCAAGCCCAAGAGCACUACAACACCACGCAGAAGGGCCACGUACCCCAUUACUUGUUGCAACGCAGGGAUCUGUGGCGGCGGGAGGCUGAGGCCCGCCAGCAUAGCCAGCCGGACCCUGCCAUGCCCCCUGGUCACACUUGCAUGCCUGAGAACCAGCGGCUGGAGACACUGAGCAAUCUGCUCCAGAGCCAGAGCCAGUUGCUACGUGAGCUGGUGCUGCUGCCUGCUGGGGCAGACUCACUGAGGGCCCAGGGCCACCAUGCUGAGCUGGACCAGAAGCUGGUGCAGGUAGAGGAGGCCAUCAAGAUCUUUUCCCGCCCUAAGGUCUUUGUGAAGAUGGAUGUCUGA